Nicrophorus vespilloides is the source of this 1067-nucleotide messenger RNA. It is a transcript of the gene pinta, whose product is annotated as alpha-tocopherol transfer protein. The transcript has a single exon. Gene Ontology annotation, molecular function: phosphatidylinositol bisphosphate binding. The record is from RefSeq and is a predicted model, not a curated record. The coding region runs from base 191 to 1039 and encodes 282 amino acids. Gene Ontology annotation, cellular component: membrane. NCBI's taxonomy places the organism in Eukaryota, Metazoa, Arthropoda, Insecta, Coleoptera, Silphidae.
AGAGUUUGGUGAAUACUUGUUGAUUGCAUUGAAAUUUGAAUGCGACUGAGAUAAGGGUUUUAGAGAGGAUCGCGGAGGCGGCGGGGGCAUAUUACGAUAACGAGACGCAAACCAAAACAAACGAAAUGCGUUUGACCUUCGACUGCUGCGAUUAAUUGUUCAAUGGUGAUUAACGACGGUUGCGUCCAACAUGGAUUACGAGUGGAAAUUGGACGAGGAUGCGAGGAAAUUCGCGGAGGAAAAUCUGAAAGAGACUGAGGAAAAGCGCACUAGAUUCGUUGCUGAAAUCAGGUCUUGGUACGAUGAAAAUCCGGAGAUAAACGGAUGUCGGGAUGCUGAUGCGAUCGUGCCGUUCCUGAGAGGCUGCAAGUUCGACCUGGAGCGCGCCAAAAUCAAAUUGAGGAAUUACUAUAAGAUGCGGCAGGAGACGCCGCAGUGGUUCGCGAAUAGGGAUCCGGAAUUGGAGGAGAUCCAGGAGCUGGUGAAUCUCGGCGUUUUCGUGCCGAUGAGGAAGCUGCACGAGAACAGAUUGGUGGUGAUAAUAAAGACUGCCGCUCACGAUCCAGGCAAGCACAAGCAGGACGACGUCUUCAAGGCUGGUAAGAUGAUCCUGGACGUGGCCGCCAAGGAGCAGGAGAGUGCUCAAAUCUACGGUGUAACAGCCAUCUUCGAUAUGACUGGGGUCUCCUUGGGACAUGCAAGACAAUUACCACCGAAGGUCAUUAAGAAAGCAGUGUUUGCCUGGCAGAACUACCAUUGCAGGCCAAAGCAGUUGGAGUUUGUGAACGCUCCACUAUACAUCAAUGUGGUGCUGAAUGUGUUCAAGAGUUUCAUGAGUGAGAAGCUCAAGGGCAGAGUACGGGUGCAUUUCAAGGGACAGGAAUCCCUGCAUCAGGUCAUUGAUAAGGAAGUUUUGCCUGAGGAAUACGGGGGCACAGAUGGACCACUUUCAGAACACAUCACCUACUGGAGGGAUAAGCUCAUCGAGUACAAAGACUGGUUCAAAUAUGAUGAACAAUUCAAAUCCAAAUUGGAUUAAACAAUCACAAACAUUUUACAUUCUUUUA